Messenger RNA from Aquila chrysaetos chrysaetos, 836 nucleotides. It is a transcript of the gene PSMB6, whose product is annotated as proteasome 20S subunit beta 6. Lineage: Eukaryota; Metazoa; Chordata; Aves; Accipitriformes; Accipitridae. Gene Ontology annotation, molecular function: threonine-type endopeptidase activity. The transcript is spliced from 6 exons. Gene Ontology annotation, cellular component: proteasome core complex. The record is from RefSeq and is a predicted model, not a curated record. Bases 38 to 751 code for a protein of 237 amino acids.
GUUCAAGCAGCCGUCGCGCUGCAAAGCGUGGAGGAAGAUGGCGGCGGUGACUGUGCGGGCGGCUGCGGCGGAGCCUUGGGCCGGGCCGUGCCCCGCGGGGCCGCAGCGGGAGUGGACGUCGGAGCCCGUCAGCACCGGCACCACCAUCAUGGCCGUGGAGUUCGACGGGGGCGUCGUCAUCGGGGCUGACUCCCGCACCACCACCGGGUCGUACGUUGCCAACCGCGUGACGGACAAGCUGACCCCCGUCCACGACCGCAUCUUCUGCUGCCGCUCGGGCUCCGCCGCCGACACGCAGGCGGUGGCCGACGCCGUGGCCUAUCAGCUGGCCUUUCACAGCGUGGAGCUGGAGGAGCCGCCCCGGGUGCGGACGGCCGCUCGUCUCUUCCAACAAACCUGUUACCGUUACCGGGAGGAGCUCAGCGCCGGCAUCAUCGUGGCUGGCUGGGACCCACGCCGGGGGGGGCAGGUCUAUGUGGUGCCAAUGGGGGGGCUCCUCCUGCGGCAGCCCUUUGCCGUGGGGGGGUCGGGCAGCUCCUACAUCUAUGGGUUCCUGGAUGCCGCCUUCCGCCCCGGGAUGAGCCGCCCCCAGUGCCAGGAGUUUGUCGCCCGUGCGCUGGCACUGGCGAUGGCGAGGGACGGCUCGAGCGGGGGGGUCAUCCGGCUGGCGGCCAUCACCCAGGCCGGGGUGGAGCGCAGGGUCCUGGCCGGCCCCGACCUGCCGGGGGGCGACGGCGGCCCCCCCGCCUGAGGGGACACCCCCAGACCUGGGGGGGACACGACGGGGACGACGACGACAGCGGGGGGACGUACGGGGCAAUAAAGGGCUCCGUGCA